GCUCUGAACGACGUCAAGUCGCAUCUAGCCGACCUGGAAAAGGAAGGCGCUGCUCUCGACCAUGAUGUCGGCACCCGGCACCAGGAGCUGGCCAGCUUUGAGCGGGAUUUCGCGCAGACACAGGCACAUGCCAAAAGUGUUGACAAGACCUUCAAGCAGCUGCGGACCGAGCAUUGCAACGCGUGA
Monoraphidium neglectum is the source of this 186-nucleotide messenger RNA. RefSeq lists its product as hypothetical. The transcript has a single exon. Lineage: Eukaryota; Viridiplantae; Chlorophyta; Chlorophyceae; Sphaeropleales; Selenastraceae. The record is from RefSeq and is a predicted model, not a curated record. The annotation marks the transcript as partial.